This is a messenger RNA of Monosiga brevicollis MX1, 1965 nucleotides long. RefSeq lists its product as uncharacterized. The transcript is spliced from 11 exons. The coding region runs from base 1 to 1965 and encodes 654 amino acids. Lineage: Eukaryota; Choanoflagellata; Craspedida; Salpingoecidae. The record is from RefSeq and is a predicted model, not a curated record.
AUGCGCGAUGCGAUCCUCCUUUGGCUCGUCGGGUCGGGGGUUCAGACAAUUCCUUUGCUCACGACCCCUGUACCUCCAAAUGCAUGCAUGCAAGAGAGUAAAAAAAAGCAUGUACAAGUAUUUUACUUUCUGCUAUUUUUGGCAUAUGGAAGGGCCUCACAAACGCCGGCUGACUUUCGGAGGUGGCGGCAAAAGCCGCACCUCAUACAGGUUUUGGGCAAGGGCGAGGCUGUGAGGCAGUCGGGCUUGGCGUGCCUGCUAGGUCAAUUUCGCUCGCACAUUUCAAAUGUGUGUGUGUGUGUGUGUGUGUGUGUGUGUGUGUGUGUGUGUGUGUGUGUGUGUGUGUGUGUGUGUUUUGCGCGUACCUAUCAGCGGUGUCCUGUCCACGCCCACAAGCUACAGGGUACCUCGCAGGUGCCUCAGUCGAUUGCAAACGCCAGGGGAGGGAAGCUUGGACAAGGAGGUUGGUACUACAUUAUUUCAAUUCCAGCGUUCCACACACUCUCUCUAUUUUUGAAUCGAAUCGAUGUCUCUUGCUCCAUCUCCGUCUUUCUAUAUCACCAUCACUAUCUCUGUCUCUGUCUCUGUCCCUGUCCCUGCCUCUACCUCUUUCUCUUUCUCUACCUCUUUCUCUACCUCUUUCUCUCUCUAUAUCUCUAUCUUGUCCUCUAUCCCUGUCUCUAUCCCUGUCUCUAUCCCUGUCUCUGUCUCUGUCUCUGUCUCUGUCUCUGUCUCUGUCUCUGUCUCUGUCUCUGUCAUUUAGCAACAAACUCUCCGGAUUUCCUGGCCGAUCCUUGCUCUACCAACAGCGGCAUCGCCUUCAUUAUGGCGAGCUUCAAUCCCUUUGCCGAGCAUGUGCCAACGUUUUCUCAGGCCUUGGACGGUGAAGCUGGACGAGAGAGCCCCGACCUGACCACAGACGCGGAUGACUUGGAUCCCUUUGCCGCCUAUGCCCUGGAUGCCUCCGACGAUGAAUCCGACUCGGAAGCAUGGGGCUUGCGCACCUCCACCGACGCCAACGAUGACUUUGCUGCUCUUGCCCACCGCCAGCCCUCUCGCUCUGCGGUGCCCUCUGGUCGCAGCGAUCCCCCACUCCUCGCCUCUACGCGUGCCAACCCCUUUGCCAUUCCCGACCAAUCACAACCACGCCCACUCUCACGCGCCAACACCACGGGAUCAGCUGCUCGCCGAGUCGGCUCUGGUCGCAACAAGGCCGCCUCAACGCCCAUUGCCCGCUCCGGUACCAUGACUGGACUGCUUCGACGUGGUGAUCGUCUUGUUCCUGCCCGCGUGUACAAUCCACACCAACACGAAGUUUUGCUUUGCGAAGGCUAUCUGCUCAAGAUCCGAGGCAUGAGUCGCAAGAAGCGCUGGUUUACGCUCACCUCCACGCGCAUCGCCUACUACUCUUGCAACGCCGGCAAGCCGCUGGCCCAGUGCCGGAUGGACAACAUUGAAGCCAUUGAGGACAUUCCCGACUCGAAGCGUUUCCGCAUUCUCACCAAGAGUCCUUUUGGCACAACCGUUGCUUUUGACAUGCUAAUCGAAGCCGUAUCAGAACAGGCCAAAGCCAAGUGGUUGCGAGCGUUUACACUAAAGGUAGAUGACAUGUCGGGCUUCAACACCGAGUUUGCCGAGCUCGUGGUCGAGGGCCCGUUGCAAAAGCUCAAGCCUUUGGGACAAAGCAGCAAAACUCGCUGGUUUCGUUUGACCAAGAAAAAGUUUGGAUACUACUCACGUGAGGGUGGCCACCACAUGGGGUCAGUGCCCCUCGAGCUGAUUGAACAGGUUGUGGUGGCCAGCAACUACAAAAAAGACUUUGUGGUUCGCACACCCCAACAGUUUACCAAAACCGGCGCCGCAGAGGUUCGAUGCCGCUGCUCAUCCGAAGAUGUGCGGCGCAAAUGGAUCACUGCAUUGCGUCGUUUAGUCCCGACCGCGCGCUUUCUUGAAUUUCCGCUCUAA